Molecule: messenger RNA, 3087 nt
Organism: Homalodisca vitripennis (glassy-winged sharpshooter)
Lineage: Eukaryota; Metazoa; Arthropoda; Insecta; Hemiptera; Cicadellidae
Product: inter-alpha-trypsin inhibitor heavy chain H4-like
Exons: 20
Coding region: 321-2975 (884 amino acids)
Source: RefSeq, a predicted model, not a curated record
AGUAAUUUACUUUGCAAACUGAUCAUUCCCAGAAGUUACAAACCUAGCGACUAGUUUGGAAAACCCGUAAAUAACUGUCCGUGAAGAAGUGUAAUGAGAAUUAUUUAUUUUUGUGUUCCUAGAAUUAUAUUCAUGCGUCAGCUGAUCUUUCGUUAAAACUCGUCAGCUACCACGGCCCAGCUGAUUCUCUAUUGUUUACAGAGUUGAGAAGUCACGGUGACUUGGAGCGGUGCCAGCGGCUGCGACUUCAGACCUCUUGCCAGUCUGAGUCCUGUCAUUUGAUUUUCCUUGUUCAGUUCUAGUCGACUCUCAUCUUCAAAAUGUACAACAGGAGGAUGUGGUCUAUGCCACUGUGUCUGUUACUGGUGCUAGGGAUACACUUCUCCACCCAGGACAUGGUUACUCUGGCUCCCAGUGAAGGUGAGGCCGAGGUUCCAGAACCUGACUCAACAACCCCAAAGCUGAAAGUGAAGCCAAUCAUCCGCUCAUUGCAUAUCACAUCCGAUAUCAAGUAUCGUUACGCCACAACUCUGGUCUCCAGCAGGGUUGUCAACCCCUCAGAUCAGGCUGGUGAAGCAGUCUUCUACGUCACCCUGCCUGAGUCAGCGUUCAUCUCAGAGUUUCUCAUGGAAGUCAAGGACAAAGUGUACAAGGCCUAUGUGAAGGAGAAGGAGGAAGCCAAAGCUGUAUAUGACCAGGCCGUUCAAGCAGGCCAGUUUGCAGGACAUGUAGCUCUGGAUGCCAGAGACUCAAACCAAUUUUCGGUGUCUGUGAAUAUCGAAGCUCAUGGAAAAGUAACUUUCAACCUGACCUAUGAACAGCUGUUGUCCAGAAAUCUGGGAGUUUAUACAAACACUAUUAACAUCAACCCUUCACAGAUCGUAGAGGACAUGUCUGUAACAGUUAACAUUGAAGAGCCCACAGCUAUCAAGGACUUGGAAGUGCCUGAACUUCAAAUUUCCAACGAAGUUGUGGUCGAUAAACCAAACUCCCUUGCAAAAAUAGAAGAAAAGAGUCCUACCCACAAAGUAGUUGUCUGGGCGCCAACUCCAGAAGAACAGAAAAGUCAAAACGCCACAGGACUCAGUGGUCAGUUUGUUGUCAAGUAUGAUGUGGACCGAGAAAGCAACCCGCAGCAGAUAUUGGUGGACGAGGGCUACUUUGUUCAUUUCUUUGCGCCUGAGGAUCUGCCCCAGCUGAAGAAGCACAUUGUGUUUGUUUUGGACUAUAGUGGCUCUAUGGGUGGUAGAAAAUUGGAACAGCUUAAGGAAGCAAUGGAUAAAAUCUUAUCUGAUCUCAGCCCUAAGGACCACUUCAGCAUUGUUGUUUUCCAGAGUUAUGUAGAGGCCUGGUCUCCAACAGCAAUGUACAGUUCAGCAACUGAACACUUGUCCAGAUGGGAUAUAGAAGCAAAGCCUGAGAUUAUCCGUAAUACCACCUUAGAUAAAAGAUUUGUCAUUGAGGCUACACCUGAAAAUAUAGCGUCAGCUCGUGCUUAUCUGGGGAACUAUUCUGACCUUGGAGCAACAAACAUAAUGGGAGGACUGAGGACGGGACUUGAACUGGUUUCUAUCGGCUCUGAUUUGUGGAGCAAUGAGAGUGACCCACCCCAACCUGUUGUUGUCUUCUUGACAGACGGAGAACCAAAUGUCGAAGAGUACAACACAGAUGCUAUUAUCAACAAGACUAAGCCUCUCAACACCAAGGACUGUCCCAUCUUCAGCUUGGCCUUCGGGUAUGGUGCAGAUUUCAAUUUCCUACGUAAGCUGUCAUUGUCAAAUUAUGGUUUUGCCCGAAACAUAUAUGAGGCAGCGGAUGCUACUGACCAACUGAAGAACUUCUAUAAAACCAUUUCCUCGCCUCUGCUUUCCAAUGUGACCUUCACUUACUUGCCUGGACAGGUUGACAACUCUUCAAGGACUAAAAUUGAUUUUCCUGUAUUCUUCAAUGGCUCUGAACUUGUGGUUGCAGGAAAAAUAAACAACAAUGAAAUAAAGGAGAAAGAAACAAUUGGAGAACUCAGUGGUCUCACUGCAAAUGGGUUCCACAGAUAUCCGAUAAUUAUCGAUUUUAUUCCUAUAAUUGUGAAACCAAAAAACAGAACUUUUGGACACCUGGAAAAGACGUGGGCUUAUUUGACAAUCCAGCAACUUUUGGACAAGGCCGACUCAUUGGAUAAAACUGAAGAGAGAAACCAAACAAAAGAAAAAGCUCUUAACCUAGCUUUACAGUACUCUUUUGUGACUCCGCUCACUUCUCUUGUUGUCGUCAAGCCGAACGAAACUGAGUCUGCUGUGGACACGACACAAGUGAAACCUGGUUCAAAUGACAUGUUGGGAUAUGCUCCAGUAGGAGUAGCAGCUUUUGGUGCUUCACCAGGAGGCUUUGGUGGUUCAGCAGGAGGCCUCAGUUCUUCAUCAGGAAGCAGUGCUAAUUGGCCCCAGUACUCAUUGGCUUACACGCCUAUGCCUGCAUAUGCCCCACAGAUGCAAAGAAGAAUAUUCAGUCCCACUAGAUUCCCUGGUAUCGACUUACGUAGUGGUUCCUUUGACCGAGACAAGCCACAAAGUACGCCCUAUUACCCCCCAGCUCUCCCAGCUAUGGUAGGUGAAAGUGCUGAUGUUGAUAUGGGGAGUAUGAAUAAAGAGGCUGAACUGUCAACAGUUGUAGCUGAGCCACUGCAUACCACAAAGAUCACCUUGGACGAAGUUGAGUGGCUUCAUCCUCUCCUAAUGAAUUCUACAGACUCCAGCAUUAUCCCAGUGACAGUAGAUGGCAAACAGUACAACCUCGGAUUGAACCAGACUGAUGUAUCUUUUGGAGCGUGUCAAGUGAAUGGUGAGACUGGAGAGUGUCACCACAUCCAGUAUUGUGCUCUUAAAGUCUUCCAGGUUGAUGUCUUGUUCUAUCUGCCAUACCAGUGUCCCAUCACUGGAGAAUUCUUGGGAGUAUGCUGUCCGAAAGUGACUAGCUGAAAAGUGACUCAUUCAGUUUGGUGAUCAUCAGAAUUUUUUAUCAUUAUAUAUCUGUAAUUGUCUGGCAAUUUUAACAUGUGAUUACUAAUAAAGUAAGUUUUACUUGUUUUUA